This is a messenger RNA of Plasmodium knowlesi strain H, 1416 nucleotides long. RefSeq names its product conserved Plasmodium protein, unknown function. The transcript has 11 exons. Bases 1 to 1416 code for a protein of 471 amino acids. NCBI's taxonomy places the organism in Eukaryota, Apicomplexa, Aconoidasida, Haemosporida, Plasmodiidae. The record is from RefSeq and is a predicted model, not a curated record.
AUGAAGAAAGAUGAGACGAACCUUAAAGUAGAAUCAGUAGGAAUAAAACUCAAAAAGCAAGCACCCUGCAAAUCGGGAAGCAAUGUAAAUCAUAACAGAUCUCUAAGGGCGCAUGGACAGACUGAAUACUCCCGAGGGGAAAAGGGGCAGGAUUAUCCCAACACGUCCAUACAGAGCUCAGUAAAAAGUGGUAUCCAAAAUGAUAAAGGAAAAUCCUUACAUGCGGACAGUGGGGAAAGCAAAUCCGGAAGAAAAACAGAAGCGAAAAAAAACAACACCAAUGUAUCAGCAAAAGUUCGCGAACACACAUUAAACAAAACAAAGGGAGGACAACACUUGAACAAUAAUGUUAAUCCCAAAAAGGGUGUUAACCCAAACAAGGGUAUUAACCCAAACAAGGGUGUUAACCCAAACAAGGGUGUUAACCCAAACAAGGGUGUUAACCCAAACAAGGGUGUUAACCCAAAUGGUGAAGAGAAGAAAAGUGGCAAGGGGAACACCACCCACGAAGCAAAAUCAAGUGUUAAAGACAAAACACAAAAAAGAGAGGAUUCCAAAUUCAUACAAGUAAAAAGUGAUGAUAAAUACCUUAUCCAUCUUGUGAAGAAAGGAAAUGUACAAAUUCAAGUGGAAAAAUGUGAAGACGAUUCCGUGAAGAAGAGAAAAAAUCCCCCCUCCUCUUCCAGUAGCCAAUCCAUGGAAAACAAUUCAAGUGACGACUUUCAAUGCACAGAUAUUAUAGAGCAGUUUAAAAAGAAGAAAAAGCGAGAGUUAGAGGCCAGAAAGAAAAAACGCAUAAGGGAUAGAAAAAACAAGUUAAUAAGGAACCCAACAUACAGGGACGCGGAAACGCAAGUCUUCCUUGACGACUUUACCAAAUAUUACGAGAAAGUGAAACCCCAGGUUGAGAAGCUUGUUGAAGAUGUCCUAAAUCAAGCGUUAAAAGAGAUCUACGAAGAUCAAGAGUUAAGCAAAAUAAUAAACAAAAUAAACCAUUACGAAAAAAUCAGACAAGACAAAUAUGAAUCCCUUAAAAAUUACGAAGAAAAUAGCGAAAUGUUUUACAAAGAAACGAAACAUAAAAUAAAAGACAGGAUCCUACUCAAAAAGAAAGUGGAAAUUAUAAUGAAAAAAAAAAUUGCCCAUAGUAAAGCCCAGAAGAAUAUGCAUUUUAUACUUCAGAAAAACUUGGACUUCUAUUCCCUGAUGGACUAUUUCCCAAGCGGCUUGGAGAAAAAUAUGAACCUAAUCGUGCUCCCAUGGCUGGAGGAUAUAAUUCUCUACUUGAUAAAGGUGAAAAAGGAAAUAACCCACUACAUCAUCGCGGACAUGAUAGAAAAGAGCCUUCUUUCAAGAACGGAGUUACUUGAGACAUAUAAGAGCCACCUUCUUAAAAAAGGACAUGAGGAAGAGUAA